ACCAUCCAAUCUGAAUCCCCAAUUCCAAACUGCUAAAUCACAACCAUGCCCGCCAUUGCCCGAUCCAACGGGGACUCCACACCCCAGAAGCGUAGGUUGAGAUCAGACGCAGCGGCGGCGCAGGAGAGCCCUAUCUCUACGACGGUCAGUUGGAAAUCGCCUCGCCGAUGCAUCACUGCGAGCCCAAACAGUCCCUCAAAUGGAACUGAGAGAGAUUCCAGUGAAAAUCCUAAGAAAUCGCCGGUGAAGAAAUUGUCCGAUAGAUUUAUUUCUAAACCAAAAUGGAAUCCUAGAGAUGCUGAGCAGAUGAGGGCAGUGAAGGAGGCAUUGCACGUCUCGACGGCGCCGUCUACGGUUGUGUGCCGUGAGGAGGAGCAGAAGAGGGUCUUGGAGUUCUGCAAGGCAUGUGUGGAGCAAGAGAAGGCCGGGAGUUUAUACGUGUGCGGGUGUCCGGGGACCGGGAAAUCGUUGUCGAUGGAGAAAGUGAAACUGCUUUUGGUUGAUUGGGCAAAAGAGGCAGGUCAUCAGCAGCCGGAUGUGUUGAGUAUAAAUUGUACUUCUCUUACAAAAACACCGGAUAUUUUCAGCAAGAUACUUAGUAAAGCGCAACCUCGAAAGAAAGUUAAUGGGUCGGCUACUUCGGCCUUGCAACAUCUCCAGAGCUUUUAUUCUCAAAAGCCGCAGUCUUCUGGCAUGAAGAUGAUGAUGGUAAUCGCUGAUGAGUUGGACUAUUUAAUUACGAAAGACAGGGCUGUGCUUCAUGAUCUUUUCAUGCUUACAACCUUCCCUUUCUCUAGAUGUAUAUUGAUAGGAAUAGCUAAUGCCAUAGACCUAGCAGAUCGUUUUCUUCCAAGACUACAGUCAUUAAAUUGCAAACCUAUUGUAGUAACUUUUCGGGCAUACUAUAGAGAUCAGAUCCUCAAGAUACUUCAGGAAAGGCUAAUGGCACUUCCUUACGCUGUCUUUCAACUGCAAGCAUUGGAACUCUGUGCCAGAAAAGUUGCUGCUGCAUCUGGAGAUAUGAGGAAAGCUCUCUGUGUUUGCAGGAGUGCAAUUGAGGUGCUAGAAGCAGAGCUUAGAGAAUCUGGCAGCAACUUCAAUUCGUCAACAGUAGAGAAAUCAUUCUUUGAACAGCAGAUACCUACAGUUCCUGAUAUUUUGAAAAAACAAGAAAUAGACGUUGUGAGGCUUGAUCAUAUGGCCGUUGCUUUGUCAAAGACUUAUAAAUCACCAAUAGUGGAUACUAUUCAAUCUCUCCCACAACAUCAACAGAUUGCACUUUGCUCUGCUGUCAAACUUUUCCGUGGGGGAAAGAAGGAUGCAACUGUAGGGGAGCUGAAUAAAUCCUAUAUGGAUAUCUGCAAAACAUCACUAAUCCCCCCUGUAGGGAGCUUGGAACUUUCAAGUAUAUGCAGAGUGCUAAAUGACCAGGGGCUUCUCAAACUAGGUCAGUCUCGUGAAGAUAAAUCGAGAAGAGUGACAUUAAGAGUGGAUGAAGCAGACAUCACUUUCGCAUUGCAGGGAAUCCGUUUCUUCCGCAACUGUCUUCAAUAAUUCUUCUCAAAGCAUACAGACUCAUGAUUCUUCUUAAGCUUGUUAAUGGUGGUUUCCCUUUUCCCAUUUCACCCACUCCAAAUAUGAAGAUUUCAAAGCUUAGCAAGCAUGAUGGGAAAAGUUGGGAUAUGUUGACUGAAACCUAGAGGAAAUGUGGCCUCAACUGCACAUUUGUCAAUUUUCAGCAGAGUUGAACAUUGCCUAAAAAAAUGAUAAGAAAAAAUGUUAAAAAAAAAAAAAAAAAAUUCAAUACAUUGAUUUAUACAUCACAUUUAACUUAACUGUUGCUUUUACCAGCUGUAUCACAUUCUUCUUCAUAAAGAAGUCAUUACAAACUAGAUAAGACUAUCAGUUGUUAAGAUGAUGAUAAUUUGCUUGAAAAUGGAAGGUGGAGAUAAUUGUAUGA
Molecule: messenger RNA, 1960 nt
Organism: Corylus avellana
Lineage: Eukaryota; Viridiplantae; Streptophyta; Magnoliopsida; Fagales; Betulaceae
Gene: CDC6
Product: cell division control 6
Biological process (GO): DNA replication initiation; cell division; mitotic DNA replication checkpoint signaling
Cellular component (GO): nucleus
Molecular function (GO): DNA replication origin binding; ATP hydrolysis activity
Source: RefSeq, a predicted model, not a curated record